Messenger RNA from Cucurbita maxima (winter squash), 2437 nucleotides. RefSeq lists its product as uncharacterized. The record is from RefSeq and is a predicted model, not a curated record. The transcript is spliced from 4 exons. Lineage: Eukaryota; Viridiplantae; Streptophyta; Magnoliopsida; Cucurbitales; Cucurbitaceae. The coding region runs from base 88 to 1338 and encodes 416 amino acids.
CGCCACAAUUUUGCAGUAUUCAGCAAUCUGCAAUUUGGAAGUUGUCGUUUCGUUUGAUUUCUUCGGCUUCAAAUUAUCGACGAAGAAAUGCCAAUUUUCCCAAUCUCACUCGCAAUUUCAAACCCUCCUCGACCACCGCCGUUAUUCUCUUUCUCUCAGUCCAUAACUGGUUCAAACCGCCUUUUGUACUUUCCCAAUGGGAUACGGACCGCUACGAAGAUCACGACGCUUAUUCGAAUGGGUGGAGGUCCAAGAACUUAUCCAGGCGGAGUGUCGAAGUGGCAGUGGAAGCGGAUGCAGGCUAAGAAAGCUAAGCAGUUGCUCAAGGCCCGGUUGUGUCGCGAACGCCAGAUAUAUGAGAUGCGUAAGCGGGCUGAACUUAAGGCGGCUGUGUCCGAGCUGGAGAGGCCGUGGGAGGUUGUGGAGAAGGCUCCCAAUUUGUUCUCUGUUGGCGCCGAUGAGCAGGUGAAGGUCUUGGCGGAUAGGUUUCAGAGGCCCGGUGGAUUCGAUUUGUGGACGGAAAAAGAUGGGCCUCAAUUGUUUGAGACGGUUGAUGAACUGCCUUCCGCAAGGUUUUUCCCGAAAGGGGUGGUUCACAGUGUAAAGCCGUACAGAAGUAUAACAGGGUCGGAGGGUUCUUCGAGUUUGGAUUCCGAAGAUGGAAAUGAAAUUGGAACUAGUUUUCAAGAAGACGAUUUAAAGACUCCCCGGAGGUCUUCUAACCGGAAAUUAAGAAUUGGGUCAGUGAGUGAAGAAAAAGCUAAUUCAAAUUACUCUGAUUAUUAUCCGAGGAGUUCCUCGGUUCCAUCAAGUAGUAAUGGUCAAAAAGGAAAGACAUACGAGGGUAAAUUCAGGAAUCGGGAAAAGGGAAGAAACCUCCAGUCUUCUAAGAGAUCUUCGAGCUUGGGCUCAGAAGCUGGAAAUGGAAUUGAAACUAGAUUUCAAGUAGAUGAUUUUAAGACUUACCGGAGGUCUUCUAACCGGAAAUUGAGAAGUGGGUCAGUGAGUGAAGGAGAAGCUAAUUCAGAUUACUCGGAUACAGAGGAUUAUUAUCUGAAGAGUUCCAUGGUACCAUCAAGUAGUAACAAUGGUCGUAAAUUCGGGAGUCGGGAAAAUGGAAGAAACCUCGAGUCUUCUAAGAGGGAGUUGAAUUCAGGACAAAUUGGAUUGGAUAGAAGACAAAGGGUUCCUAGUCCUCAGAUGCAUAAUGGUAAUAGACAGUAUGGAAAAGGCAAGGAUUCGAGGCGAUCCAAGGGUUCAUAUUCUGAAGUUUAUGACAUGAGUUUGGAGCAGGAUGGGAGUUACAGAUUCAAACCGAUGAAAACUCGGUCGAACUGAGUCCAGGAGCUCAUAUUCUGAAGUCAUUGUAGUGCUGCAACCAUAUUGGCUGAAGAAGAAAACUUCAACUUGAUUGUGUUAUGGAAUUGCUGCAGUUGAGCUGGAAAGGCUGAUAAUGUCUCAUAGGAAGGAACACAGUAUUGCACAGCAGCAUAAAUACUAUUACAGAGAACUUCAGCCAUCCAUUCGAGCUGCACUUGUUUGAUGAUGGUACUUAAAUGUGCUUAGCCAGAUAAAUUGGAGAUAGCAUUAUCAACAGGGAUGAAGAUAACUUUGGCCAAAUAUAGGUGCUGUAAAAAAAACCUCAAGGGAUGGAAUUGCUUUCCCUGGGCAUCAUUGCUAUAUUUACUAACUCAGGUACCACUAUUCUUCAAUAUUUUUCUAGCUUCUGUAGGGUUUUUUUAGCUUUCUUAGAAUUGUUCAGUUGCUGUAGAUUUGUUGAUAAGACCAAAGUGAGAACUGUUUUCGUUUUCUUUCGGUUCUGGUUCAUUUGAUGCUAUGCUUUGUUCUUGCUGUCUUCUUGGUCGAAAAGCUAUAUUCUACCCAUUUUUGUGAUAGUUCUUUCCCAUUUAUUGGUCCAAUAAGAUCAAGUCUUCAUGGUCAACCAUCAUAAUCGAUUUAAUCUUCUGGUUUCCACAUGUUUUAACUAAGUGUCCACUCGAAUAUAGCUUAGUGGAUUUUAGGUUUCCAUCACAAAACGCCACUAGUGCUACAGUCACAAUAGUUCUAUGGUUAGCUGAGAAGUUUUUUUUGCAAAAUAGUUUUGUCAUUGGCUUUUUGAUAACUUGUUGACUUCGGCAGAGGUGGGCGGCUAUUUCAACCUUUUCACUUGUUCAUAAUCUUCUUAUACAUUUUCUCCUCUUUUACUCCCCUUUAAACACUUGUGGCAAGAACACAUCCAUUUUUCCAAUAGUUUCGUUCAUAGAAUUUGAAAAGUGCUUCCGUUAUCUAAAUAUGCUAUUCACGGUUCCAAAUUUGAUAUUAAACUCAUCCUCGAUCAUUGUUAGGAUCUAUAGAUAUGUUCAGAGUAUUGAUAAGAUUGUUAUCUGUUUGAAGAUAUAGUACUAUUAGAACACACAUGUAAUGCAGUAAAACUUCC